Triticum dicoccoides is the source of this 579-nucleotide messenger RNA. RefSeq lists its product as uncharacterized. NCBI's taxonomy places the organism in Eukaryota, Viridiplantae, Streptophyta, Magnoliopsida, Poales, Poaceae. Gene Ontology annotation, biological process: transposition. The transcript has 3 exons. The record is from RefSeq and is a predicted model, not a curated record. The coding region runs from base 1 to 579 and encodes 192 amino acids.
AUGACAAUUGGAAGAAAAGAAUCGCGACUUGCUGUAGCGAUCAAACCAGCGCCUGCUGCUCGAAACACUACUGCUGCUGAUGGCACUUAUGAUGGGUACAUAAGAGGAGUUUCAGAUCUUCCUCCUGCUAUUCCAAAUAAUGAAGAUCGUCCAAUCAUUCGACCUAUUGGCAAGACGCAUUGGAAGGACAUUCCUGUUGUUCGAAAGGGCAGAAGACCAUCAAGUGUAUUGACAUGCCUUCUGAAAAGUAACCAUCCCGGUAUUCUGGAUUAUGAUGGUGCGAAGGUGGUUGCGACGGAGUGGGAGCAUUAUCAUGCGGUGAAGGACACGAAUGGUCAUUCUGUUGCAGACAAAAUUGAAGAUGCUUUUUGGCUAAGGUACAAGUAUGAAGAUGCAUACUCAGAGAAGGCAAAGCAACAUGUUCGAAGAUGUUGCAAGGCACUUUUGCCAAGUAUAUUUUACUAUGCAAGAAUCCAAGCCAUAAUUGAUCAUUUUCGAAAAACUGAGAACACUAACAUGAAUGACAAGCUUGCUGGGCAAUACUAUUUGGAUAGAGCUCAGUAUUUGGUGCAAAGAUAA